AUGGAGACCCAGUUGAGAAGCAAUUUCGCUAAAUUCAUGGAACCUCACGGGCUAUACAAGUCAUACUCGCACAGUGUCUCUGGCGAGGCAGGCGGUGAAGACACCAGGAUCUCCGUGUCAUCCAGAGGCAGGGUCUCGAACAUGUACGACUAUCGAAACAGCUACGCUUUGGAGGACUUUGGAGGACUGCUGGCCAUCGGGAACGAGAAAGUUGCGAUGAAGCAUCUGAAUGACCGCCUGGCCAGCUACAUGGAGACCGUGAGGUCUCUGGAGAAGGCCAACAGCAGCCUGGAGAUCAAAAUCCGGGAGACGAUCGAGAGAAGGGGCCCAAUGGAAGGGAGUGACUACAGCAAGUACAAUGCCGCCGUUGGAGAUCUAAGAGCCAAGAUUUUUGCCAUAAUCAAGGGGAAUACACGACUUGCCAUUAACCUAGACAACGCCAAACAGGCCGCGGACGAUUUUCGGAUCAAGAUGCACUACGAGUUGGCCAUGCGUCAGACCGUGGAAAGUGAUACUGCAAGACUCCGUAAGAUACUGGACGACACCAACCUGGGUCGCAUGUACUUGGAGAGCGAGAUCGAGACAUUGAACGCAGAGCUGAUCACCCUCAGGAAGACCCAUAAGGAGGAAGUUGCUGAAUUGCGUGUCAAGAUCACUCAGGCCGGAGUCUUUGUGGAUGUCGACGCCCCUAAAGGCCAAGAUCUGGCAAGGAUAAUGGACGAGAUGAGGGAGAAGUACGAGAAGAUCAUGGUGAAGAAUAAGCAAGAGGCUAAAGAGUGGCACGAGUCACAGAUGACAGAGGUGAAGGUCAGAGUGACGGAGAGUACCACAGCCCUGAAAGAAGCCUCCACGAUGGUUUCUGUAACCAAGAAGAAGUUUCAGACAUUGGACAUUGAACUGCAGUCACAAAUAAGCCUGAUAGAGUGCCUGAAGGCCAAUUUAAGAGACAUGCAAAUGCGCAGCAGCAUGGAGAUGGAGAAGUACAAUGUGAUCCUGGUGAGCCUACAGGAGCAGCUCGCUAAUCUCCGUAAUGACAUUUUUGAAGACGCAAGACAGUACCAGGUCCUCCUCGACAUCAAGGUCAAACUGGAGGCUGAGAUCAUGGAAUACAGGAGAUUGCUGGGCGGAGAGAUUGAGGUCGUCGACAAAAAGAAGAUCGUCCAGACCCAAGUGUUGACGGUCACUCAGACUCUGGUGGACGGCAAAGUAGUGUCCGAGAGCAGGGACGUCCAAUCCAAUCAAGAAGAGUUGACUGCAUAG
Nerophis lumbriciformis (worm pipefish) is the source of this 1260-nucleotide messenger RNA. RefSeq names its product keratin, type I cytoskeletal 18-like. Gene Ontology annotation, biological process: intermediate filament cytoskeleton organization. NCBI's taxonomy places the organism in Eukaryota, Metazoa, Chordata, Actinopteri, Syngnathiformes, Syngnathidae. The record is from RefSeq and is a predicted model, not a curated record. Gene Ontology annotation, molecular function: structural molecule activity. Gene Ontology annotation, cellular component: cytoskeleton; keratin filament.